UUUUAAGGUUUUCGCUAACCGUCAGUAAAAUCCCUUAGAACAAGAACAGGAGGAACAGACAGGUAGUUCUUCACACUGGCGACCUGUCCAGGUGAACCCCGCCUCUCGCCAGGUGAACGCUGGAUGAGGGAUUAGAGCAGUCUUCCUCUCCACCUGGGUUCUCAAGGGACUAAAGAGGAGCUUCAGUUCUGACAGCGACGCUGCAGAGACCCACAGACUGACCCACAGAGUGACUGACCCACAGACUGACUGAUCCACUCCUGACCCACUGACUGACCCACAGACUGACUGACCCACAGACUGACUGAUCCACUCCUGACCCACUGACUGACCCACAGACUGACUGACCCACAGAGUAACUGACCCACAGACUGACUGACCCACAGAGUAACUGACCCACAGAGUAACUGACCCACAGACUGACUGACCCGCAGACCGACUGACCCACAGAGUAACUGACCCACAGACUGACUGAUCCACUCCUGACCCACUGACUGACCCACAGAGUGACUGACCCACUGACUGACUGACCCACAGAGUAACUGACCCACAGAGUAACUGACCCACAGACUGACUGACCCGCAGACCCACAGACAGACCGACCCACUCCUGACCCGCAGACUGACUGACCCACAGACAGACCGACCCACUCCUGACCCACUGACUGACCCACAAAGUGACUGAUCCACUCCUGACCCACAGACUGACCCACAUACUGACUGACCCACAGACUGACUGACCCACAGACUGACUGACCCGCUCCUGCAAACAUGGAGCAGUACAGCAUCCUGGGUCGGAUCGGCGAAGGAGCACAUGGCAUCGUUUUCAAGGCCAAGCACAUAGAGGUAUCUCCAGCCAGGUGGUGUGUUGGGGGUUCUGGUUCUGGUUCUGGUUCUACAGGUGCUGAACUGGACUCUGUGUGUCAGACAGGAGAGACCGUGGCUCUGAAGAAGGUGGCUCUGAGGAAGCUGGAGGAGGGCAUCCCCAACCAGGCCCUGAGGGAGAUCAAGGCCCUGCAGGAGAUCCAGGACAACCAGCAUGUGGUGAAGCUGAAGGACUUCUUCCCCCACGGUACCGGCUUCGUUCUGGUCUUUGACUUCAUGCUGUCGGACCUCUCUGAGGUCAUCAGGAACUACCAGCGGCCCCUGAGCCCGGCUCAGGUGAAGGGCUACAUGAUGAUGCUGCUGCAGGGCGUAGCCUUCCUGCAUCACAACAACAUCAUGCACCGGGACCUGAAGCCCGCCAACCUCCUCAUCAGCUCCUCAGGUCAUCUGAAGGUGGCAGACUUUGGUCUGGCCAGGCUGUUCAGUAAUCAGGGGGAAAGGCUGUACAGCCACCAGGUAGCCACCAGGUGGUACCGAGCUCCAGAGCUGCUGUACGGAGCUCGCAAAUACGACGAGGGAGUUGACCUGUGGGCGGUGGGCUGCAUCUUUGGAGAGCUGCUCAACUCCUCUCCUCUGUUCCCCGGAGAAAACGACAUAGAACAGCUCUGCUGCGUCCUCAGAGUCCUGGGCACGCCUACACGGGACACCUGGCCUGAAAUGGUCGAUUUACCAGAUUACAACAAGAUCACCUUCAAGGAGAACCCCGCCAUCCCAUUGGAGGAGAUCGUCCCUGACACGUCUCCUCAGGCCAUCGACCUGCUCUACCACUUCCUGGUGUACCCGUCCAGGCAGCGCUGCUCUGCCACACAGGCUCUCAUCCAUCCCUACUUCUUCUCCACUCCUCUUCCUGCUCACCACUCGGAGCUGCCGAUCCCCCAAAGGGGGGGUUUCCCCCCCCGCCAGCGCCUCCAGGCUCCGCCCCCUGACUUCUCUGUAGACCUGCCCAAGGAGAACAGCGUGGUGAACCCCGCCCUCCUGCGGCCUCACGCCUCCUGCCUGUGAAGAGACGCAGCCUCUUUGUGGACAGAACUGAACCGAACUGAACCGAGGCGAACUGAGUCAAACUCAGUCCAGCUGAACUUAAUCCUACUGAACGGAAUCAAAGUGAUUCAAACUGAACUGAAUCAAAGUGAAUCCAAAUGAACAUUAACUAAACUGAACUGAACUGAAUCUAACUGAACUGAACUGAAUCCUACUGAACUGUAACUGAACUGAACUGUAACUGAACUGAAUCAAAGUGAUUCAAACUAAACUAACUGAAUUGAACUGUAACUGAACUGAACUGUAACUGAACUGGAUCAAAGUGAUUCAAACUAAACUAACUGAAUUGAACUGUAACUGAAUUGAACUGUAACUGAACUGGAUCAAAGUGAUUCAAACUAAACUGAACUGAAUCCUACUCAACUGAACUGAACUAAACUGUAACUGAACUGUCACUGAAGUUAAUUGAACUGAACUGUAACUGAACUGAAUCAAAGUGAUUCAAACUGAACUGAAUCCUACUCAACUGAACUGAACUAAACUGUAACUGAACUGCAUUGAACUGAACUGUAGCUUAAUUGAACUGAACUGUAACUGAACUGAAUCAAAGUGAUUCAAACUAAACUGAACUGAAUCCUACUGAACUGAACUGUAACUGAACUGGACUGUAACUGAAGUGUAACUGAACUGAAUUCAACUGUAACUGAACUGUAACUUAACUGAACUGAAUCAAAGUGAUCCAAACUAAACUGAACUGAAUCCUACUGAACUGAACUUUUACUGAACUGAACUCAGAGGGAUUCAAACUAAACUGCACUGAAUCCUACUGAACUGAACUGAACUUUUACUGAACUGUAACUGAAGUGUAUCUGAACUGAACUCAGAGGGAAUGAAGCAUGUCUGAACAGUC
This is a messenger RNA of Fundulus heteroclitus (mummichog), 2775 nucleotides long. It is a transcript of the gene cdk20, whose product is annotated as cyclin-dependent kinase 20. The record is from RefSeq and is a predicted model, not a curated record. The transcript has 8 exons. Gene Ontology annotation, biological process: protein phosphorylation. Gene Ontology annotation, molecular function: ATP binding; cyclin-dependent protein serine/threonine kinase activity. Gene Ontology annotation, cellular component: nucleus. Bases 771 to 1886 code for a protein of 371 amino acids. NCBI's taxonomy places the organism in Eukaryota, Metazoa, Chordata, Actinopteri, Cyprinodontiformes, Fundulidae.